This is a messenger RNA of Lachancea meyersii CBS 8951, 1491 nucleotides long. NCBI's taxonomy places the organism in Eukaryota, Fungi, Ascomycota, Saccharomycetes, Saccharomycetales, Saccharomycetaceae. The record is from the annotation of a GenBank genome assembly.
AUGGAUGAACAGAAACUGGCGGAGUCCAUCAACGCACAGAUUGAGCAAGAUAAAGGGAAGCACAGCAAGGGCAAAAAGCACAUCAAUUCGCAGAAAAAUGGAUCGAAAGGCUCGAAAGUGAGUGCAGAACAUAUCGCAGGAGUGCGGGCGCAGCGCGAAGCUACCAAAAAAGCCAAAAGGGACGCAAUGAUCGCCAAAGGUUUGGACCCAGACACUCCGCCAGACUUGCAAUUUAUUCGUAGGCCCAUGUUGUCUUUGGUUCCGAAAGAUUUGCCCAGCCCAGGCUUUUCGUUCCGUCUCAUGACUUACAAUUGCCUGGCCCAAGCCUUAAUUCGGCGUAAAUUGUUCCCCACCAGCGGGAAUGCAUUGAAGUGGUUCAAAAGGUCGCAAGUUCUGCUGCAUGAAUUCAAAUACUAUAACGCUGACGUUCAGUGCCUGCAGGAAGUGGACUACAUUCAGUAUAAGUCCUUCUGGAAGGACGAGUUUUCGAAGUUGGGCUACGACUCACAGUUCCACCGGCAUGGAACCAAAAACCACGGAAUUGCAAUUGUUUGGAAGCGGGAGCUUUUCACAAUGUCGGACAAAAUGCUGGUCGAUUACGACAAGGAGCUCUCGGGCAACAUUUCACCUAGAACAACAACGAAAAACGUGGGUUUGGUAGUGGCAUUGAAUUUUACCCAAAAAGUGCGCGACAGGUUCCCAGAGAGUAAUAGGCGCGGUAUUCUUGUGGGCACAACGCAUCUUUUCUGGCAUCCAUUUGGAACUUUCGAAAGAACUCGCCAGUGCUACGUUCUUCUUGCUAAGAUGAAAGAGUUUGAGCAUCGCGUCAGACUCCUGCAAAAUACCAACGAAGCACAAGGCGAGUGGUCUUCCUUCUUUUGCGGUGACUUCAACUCUCAACCCUUCGAUGCCCCAUAUCUUUCAAUGUCCUCGAAACCCGUCACUUAUACGGGCCGAGCCAAAACGGUCAUUGAGUGCAGCACGUCCUACACUUUUUCCAAGGCUCGUGAUGGCGAAGAAUGUGACGAUGAAGAGGGUGGUAAUAUUGAGAAGUUUGGAGAUGGCCAGCCAGAACAUCCUGUGCCAUCUGAGUUCAACGCUAGCAAAGAACAAAAAGAAUUAGUGGAGAGUAUGGCAGCACUUCAUAACAGCAUGGAAAUGAGGGCUAUUUCUCUUUACUCAGUCGCCUACAAGCACGUCCAUGUUGAAAACGCAGGACUGGACAACGAUUUUGGCGAACCAGAAAUUUCCAAUUGGGCGGAAACCUGGAGGGGUCUUCUUGACUAUAUUUUUGUCAUAAAGAAGUGGGAUUCUACAAAAAGACAAACUCCGGACGAUAUAGACACUUUCCACGCGGAAAAUGGACUGAAAGUCAGAAGCUUGUUAAGAAUGCCUCCUUCGAGGGAAAUGCCUGGCCAUGGACAACCUCAUGAGGGCGAAUACGGAAGCGAUCAUUUGUCCAUGAUGUGUGAACUGGAGCUCACAAUGUAA